Molecule: messenger RNA, 3634 nt
Organism: Tachysurus vachellii
Lineage: Eukaryota; Metazoa; Chordata; Actinopteri; Siluriformes; Bagridae
Gene: phc2a
Product: polyhomeotic homolog 2a (Drosophila)
Exons: 16
Coding region: 214-2796 (860 amino acids)
Cellular component (GO): nucleus; PRC1 complex
Molecular function (GO): protein binding; zinc ion binding
Source: RefSeq, a predicted model, not a curated record
CCUCAGUGCCUGGUGUAGUCUGUCCUGUCGGACAGAGAGACACUCAGAAAUGGUGUAGGAUAUCAGGGAAGGAAGGCGAGCAAGGGGAGAGUACGAGGUAUCUGUAGAAGGAUUCCCUUUGUAGGGAAACUUUGCGGUGCUGAUCAUUGAACAAAAGGUGUUGGACAGAGAAUCGUAAGUCGUGGAUCGAAUCCAGGAGGGUAUAGAGCUGCCAUGGAGAGGGCGCAGGCCUCUGUGAGCUCCAGCUCCAGUGCUCCUGCACCAAGCAAUCCCAUCAUCACGUCCAGCUCCAGCAGCAACAACAGCCAGGGAAAUGCCAGCAUCAGCUCCAGCGUCAGUAGCAAUGUCAGUGCCAGCAGCAGACAGCAGACACUGCCACAGAUAUCAGUAUACGGGGGAAUCCCUGACAGACAGACAGUGCAGGUGAUUCAGCAGGCCCUGCACAGGCAGCCCAGUACUGCAGCUCAGUACUUGCAGCAGAUGUAUGCAGCACAGCAGCACCAUCUCAUGUUGCAGACGGCCGCACUCCAGCAACAGCACCUGAGUUUAGCAGCAGUGCAACAGGCCAGCAUUGUAGCAGGAAGACAGAACUGCAGUCAGAGCGGAACUGCAUCUCAGCAGGCCUUAUCCUCUCAGACUACUAUCAAACUGGCCAGCUCUCCUGCAGCAGCGGCUCAGCUGAUCAGCAGAGCUCAGGGAGCGAACACCCCUCCGGUCAGUAUUACCCAGCAGGCUGUGCUACUUGGGAACUCAUCCACCCCAACUCUCACCGCCAGCCAAGCACAGAUGUACCUGCGUGCACAGAUGGCACAGCAAAAUAGCCUUGUGCAAGUAGCUAGGAGCCUAGGCCGUGCUGUUCCUUUGUCCCCCCAGCUCAUACUUACUCCGACUGCUACAGUCGCUGCUGUCCAACCUGAGGCCUCGUCACAGUAUGUCAACCUCCAGUCAACCAGCCCACAGAUGCAGAGCCUGGUGUUGUGUAGCCAGCAGGGGGCAGUGGCCUCUUCUUCCUCCUCCACCACUCAUCCCCAAAUACCCGGGCUCAGUGUAAAGCACAGCAGUGGAGGAGCAACUCAAGUGGCUCUUCCCAGUUUAUCUGUGCCCCAGCUAAAGAGUCUCAGCUCUCAGGCUCAGGGUCAGCAGGGAGCGAAGCCCGGCAUUGUGGGUGCUUCAGAGCCAGCAAAGAUGAGUGAUGGUGUCAGUGAGAUGAAUGCACAUGUGAUCAGUAUGAGCCACAACGUGAGCACAGCAACAAACCAUCCUCUCAUCAAUACUGCAUAUGCACAAUUUCAGACCCAUCAACUGCUCCAGCAACACAAGCAGCAGUUUGUGAUCCAGCAACAACCCCAGCUGCCUCAGAACAGCAUCCAGACACAAGGCCAAGCCGUUCAAACUGUAGCUGUUCAACCUGCUUUAGCAGGUCAACAGUGUGCCAUCCCUGUGCUGCCCAAACCACUUGCUCAGCAAGCCUCCAUCUUCCAUUCGACUGUGAGUCCUAGAAUGCUAAACGGUCAGUCUCCCGUGUUAAAUGCCAGCAAAGUCAAACAGGUGCAACUAACUGCCAUCAAGCUCCAAUUCCAGCCUCCGCCAUCCCAAACUACAGUGACAACACAGGAUAAAUCUGACAAGGAGAACGCUGUUCCUCCUGCAGUAAGAGACGACUGCCUUUGCCAAAGUGAUCAGCAGCUGCUAUGCCAACCAGCGCAAGAGCCAGCCGUGACUGAACAAUGCUUAUAUGAUGGCAGCCAGCUGACAGUGAACGCAGAAGGCCCAGACUCUGCAGUUCCUGUUACUGCGGCUGCACUGGUGUGUGUGAAUGUGAAUGGUAACCCAGCCAUGACUUCGGGCAGCGGGAACAACGCGCCCACAGUGACCGGCAGCACCCCGCACAACGGCCAAAGCAAAACCCCACAAGCCAUCGUCAAGCCCCAGAUCCUCACGCAUGUAAUUGAGGGCUUUGUUAUCCAGGAGGGAGCAGAGCCGUUCCCCGUGGAACGACCGUCGUUGCUUCUCGAGAACGUCAAAAAGAACAAACAGCAGCAGCAGUGCCACUCGGACAUGGAGAAGAAGGUUCAAGAUGCUCACACAGCAGACUCCGAGAUGGAGGAUCUCUCACAGCAAGAUUUGAAGAAUAUGCAGAAGGAACCAACGCUCUCUUGUGAACUGUGUGGGAAAGUCGACUUCGCUUAUAACUUCAAGAGAUCAAAGCGUUUCUGUUCUACAGUAUGUGCAAAAAGGUAUAACGUGGGAUGCACAAAGCGAAUGGGUCUUUUUCCGAGACGGCCAACUCCAGAGAACCCCAAGAAGCCAAAGGCCUCCAGUAAUCACAACACUAACUCAGAGGCCAAAAAACAAAAUCCCAGCACUCAGACAGGCCCAGUGGGCUCAGCACCCUCGCCGCAUCUCACACAGCUGUGUCACGGGGAAUCCAGCCAGUGUUCGGACAUGUCGAGUUAUGACGAGCCUCUGUCUCCCCUGUCCGUAGCCAGCUCUGGAGCUCAGAGGCUGCGAAAGGAGAGAGGAGCAGAUCAUAGCGAGGACCACAGCAGGGAGCUGCCCCUCCUUACCCAGCCCUUCAUGCCCAGCGACCCUGCCAAAUGGAACGUGGAGGAAGUUUACGAGUUUAUCUGCUCACUACCAGGCUGCCAGGAGAUAGCUGAGGAGUUCCGUGCUCAGGAGAUUGAUGGCCAAGCCUUGCUGUUACUGAAAGAAGACCAUCUCAUGAGCACCAUGAACAUCAAACUAGGGCCUGCACUGAAAAUCUUUGCUCGCAUCAGUAUGCUAAAAGACUCCUAGCCUCUCCUUUGGGACUGAAUAUACCCAAAACUCCUGCACUGAUUUCUCUUCAUAUCCCAUUACGGUUAUGAAUCAAGAAGCCUUGGGCAGUAGCUCAGAGCCCCAAGAGUUUAAGGCCAGACUUUUUCUUCCCAGCUUGCUGAGAAGUGAGGAGGGAACGAUGUAGAGUCUGGUUAGCCUAGUCAUUACCCCAUAGGGGAACAAUCAGCUUGAUGAAAUACAAGCACAAAUAUCUGGGCAUCUGAUUUAAGUUCUGUUCACAAAUGGCUGAUUCUGCACACAAGGAAAAGUUAAUAAAAUGCAUCAUGUGAACAGGUUUACAUUUCAAAUUCAGGUUUACAUUUUAGAACUGGAUUUUUUCAUUUUUUUUUUACAUGCCAAGGACUUGUUCAGGUGCUCAAUAAGUUUAGUUUCUUUUCAGAUUUGUUUUAAAGUAUGAAAUGAACUUGUGUUGUAGCAAAAGAGUGAAAAAGAUGUUUGAAAAAAAAAUGUCCUCUGUUCAUUUUGUCUAUUUAUACUGACUCCUGGGACGAUGACCAGUGGGAAUAAAUAUGAGGGACACUGUGUGUAGAUAAAAAAGAAAAAAUGAUCAAUAUGUGCCUGCCUUCCAUGUCCGUAUUUAUCCCAAAGACUCAAAUCGCCACCCUUUUACAUCAGUCACCGGUCACAAUACAGAUAAUGAUGUCAUUCUGCUUGUGGUUCAGAAGGAAUGUGGGCUAAAUUAAAUUUCUUUGCAACGUUGUUAGUAUUCCAAUUUUCACAUGAUCAGUAUUUUAUUUAUUAAGAGGAAGUAUGUAAUAGUUUUGUAUUUGGGAAGAAUUAAACUUUGUCAGUAUUG